AUGGCAUCAGACACCGCCACCGCUUCAUCGGCAUCAGACACAGGUACCCCCUCACUUAGGGCAUCAGACACUGCCACCGCUUCUUCGGCAUCAGUCACAGCUUCCCCAGCUCCGACGGCAUCAGACACUGCCACCGCUUCAACGGCAAUAGCCAUUACAACCGGCGCUGUUACUACCACGGCUCCAUCUUCUGUAGCUCAAACAACUUUUGCAGCUACUACCACGACUCCGAUAACUACCGUAGCCAUUACAACCCGAACCGAUGCUUUUUCUACUGCUGCUCCAUCUUCUGUAGCUCCAACCACCAUCCCAGCUACUACUACAGCACCAACAACCGAAUCCAUUACAACCGCUGCUGUUACAACCGCUUCUCCAUUUACAGUAGCUCAAACGAAUACUGCUGCCAGUACAGCACCAACGACGCUCACUAUGACCACUGCCACGGCUACUACCACAGCUUCAACUACUGUAGCUUCAACCACCACCCCAACUAUUACCUCAGCUUCAACGACCGUACCCGCAUCUGUUACAACCGCAGUUCCUUCUACUAUAGCUCAAACGACUGCUUCCGCUACUCCAUCGACCCCUGUUGUAACGACUGCCACAGCUGCUACCACAGCUCAGUCUACUGUAGCUCCAACCACAACCCCAGCUACUACUUCGGCCCAAACAACCAUAACUGCUUCUGUUACAACCACAGCUCCAUCUACUGUAGCUUCAACCACCACCCCAGCUAUUACCUCAGCUUCAACGACCGUACCCGCAUCUGUUACAACCGCAGUUCCUUCUACUAUAGCUCAAACGACUGCUUCCGCUACUCCAUCGACCCCUGUUGUAACGACCGCCACAGCUGCUACCACAGCUCAGUCUACUGUAGCUCCAACCACAACCCCAGCUACUACUUCGGCCCAAACGACCAUAACUGCUUCUGUUACAACCACAGCUCCAUCUACUGUAGCUUCAACCACCACCCCAGCUAUAACCUCAGCUUCAACGACCGUACCCGCAUCUGUUACAACCGCAGUUCCUUCUACUAUAGCUCUAACGACUGCUUCCGCUCCUCCAUCGACCCCUGUUGUAACGACUGCCACAGCUGCUACCACAGCUCCAUCUACUGUAGCUCCAACCACAACCCCAGCUACUACUUCGGCCCCAACGACCAUAACUGCUUCUGUUACAACCACAGCUCCAUCUAAUGAAGCUCUAACGACUGCUGCCACGACUACCACAGCUCCAACAACACCUGCUGUGAGCACUACCGCAGAUAUCACCUCAACUCUGCUGACUGAUGCACCUUCUACCGCUGUUAUAACUACUUUGGCUCCAACUACCAUAGCACCAACGACGAUCGCACCCCCUACCAUAGCACCUACGACCGUCCAAGCUACAAUCACUGCUGGAAUUACAACCGCAGUACCUUCGACGACCACAACAACUGCAUCUCCCACUACGACCGCAACUCAAACCACUGCAGCAGGCACGACCAACACGCCUACAGAGGGAUCAACUACCACUUCAGUCGCAAAAUCAACUGAAUUGACUACGACCCCUGUACCUACCACAACAACUACAACGACCACUACAACAACUCGGCCAGCAAUCAUACCCAACUGUGGCUUAAUAAAUGGAAAUAGAAUUUCAAAAUGCUGCACUCCUGUUGCACCACAGCUGCUUGCUUUCAACAGAACUGAAGUCAGAACCUGCAGAUCAUCGAGAUUAAAAAUGAACGCUUUCAAUGUGUUGACAUUGACAAACCAACAAAAACCUAAAAAUAAUCCCAUUAAUUCCAUAAAUUUCAAUAACCCGUCGUUAAUAAGGGCUCUGGGAAGUUCAGCUUGCAUUGUGAAUUGUGUACUUGGAUCCAGGGGCGCUUAUAAAUCCGGAGUCCUGGAUUCAACAAAGUUAACAACACUUUUGACAGCAUCUAAUAGUCCCACGUGGACUCCUCUCAUAACUGAUGCAGUGAAAAAAUGUGUCUCAACUGUUGGUGCGCUCAACAUUCCAAAUUUUGUAAAUGGACGACAAGUUUGCGUUGGAAAAUACUUCAUUAUCAUGCAAUGUAUUCUGUCGGAAUUGAUUGCCAAAUGUCCAACUAGAGGAACUACUAGAUCUUGCAGAAAUCAAUACCAAGCAUUUGAUGGAUGCUAUGGCAGUCUCUUUACUCACGCUGUCUGGAAGCAGGUUGGUGUUAACCAGAAGAAAAACAAGGUGAAGAAAGUUAAAAAGGUGAAGAUGGACAAAGAUGAUAAAGAAACUGUUGUAAAUAAUGGUGAGGUGGUAAGCAAAAAGAAGAAGAAAGUCACAAAGGUAAAAAAAGUGAAGAAAGAGAAGGGAGAAAUCAAAGAUCAAUCAGGAAAAAAAGAGACCAAUAAGAAGGUAAAGAAUAAAAAAAAUAAGAAAAUAAAGGAAAAGAAGAAGGAUGUUAUGAAACUCAAACAAGAAAAUGGAACCAUAAAGAAAGUAAAGAAGGAGAAAAAAAAGAAAAAUCAACAGAUUGGCGGAAACGGGAUCAAGAAGCAAAAGAAACAAAAACAGAUCAGUGAAAAUCAAAUUAAAAAGGUUAAGAAAGUGAAAAAAGAAAAGAAGGAGAAACAACAAAAGCAGGAGAUUGGCGAAAAUGAUAUUAAAAAUGCUAAAAAAGAAAAGAAGGCGAAAAAACAGAAUGAAGCAAAUGAAUUAAAAAAGGUUAAAAAGGAAAAGAAGAACAAAAUUCAGGAGAAGAGUGCAAAAAGAGAAAAGAAAAGAAAAAAAGAAGGGAAGAAGGGAAUUAAAAAGGAUAAAAAGGUAAAAAAAGUGAAGAAGCAAAAGGGAGUAGGUGGAGAAAAGGAUGUUACGAAGGUAAAAAAGGCGCACACGCAAAAACAAGAGAACGGAGAAAAGAAAAUAAAAAAGGAAAAUAAAGCCAAGAAACAAAAGGCAGAAAAUGGAGAAAAGAAAAUUAAAAAGGUAAAAAAGCAAAAGAAAGCCAAGAAGCAAAAGGGAGAAGGCGGAGAACAGGAUGUUAUGAAGGUAAAAAAGGCGCAGAGGCAAAAACAUGAGAACGGGGAAAAGAAAAUUACAAAAGAAAAAGAAACCAUGAAACAAAAGGGCGAAAAUGGAGAAAAGAAAAUUAAAAAGGUAAAAAAGCAAAAGGAAGCCAAGAAGCAAAAUGGAGAAGGUGGAGAAAAGACACAGACGCAAAAACAAGAAAACAGAGAAAAGAAAUUUAAAAAGCAAAAGAAAACAAUGAAACAAAAGGGAGAAAACGGAGAGAAGAAAACUAAAAAGUUAAAGAAGAAAAAGAAAGCCAAGAAGCAAAAUGGAGAAGACGGAGAAAAGAAUGUUACAGAGGUAAAUAUGGCGCAGACGCAAAAACAAAAGGACGGAAAAAAGGGAAUUAUAAAGGAAAAAGAAGCAAAGAUACAAAAGGGAGAAAAUGGGGAAAAGAAAAUUAGAAAGGUAAAGAAAACCAAGAAGCAAAAUGGCGAAAAUGCAGACAACAAUAUUAAAAAGGUAAAGAAUAUGAGGAAGGAAAAUAAGGAGAUUGAAGAAAAUGGAAUAAAAAUAUUUCAAAAAGAAAAGAAGAAGAAGGAACAGAAUGAAUCAAAUGGAAAUGAAAAAUUCAAAAAGAUAAAGAUGGUGAAUCAACAAAACCAAAAGGGCGGCGAAGGGGACAUUAAUAUGGAAAAAAAGGCAAAAAAGGCAAAAAAGGAGAAGAAGUCAAAAGAUGAGAAAGGAGAAACGGAUUCAAAGAAAGCAAAAAAGGUGGAAAAGGAAAAGAAACAAGAAGAGGGGGAUGGAGAAAAUGGAAUUAAUAAGGUAAAUAUGGAGAAGAAUGGGAAUAAUAUAGAAAAGGACAACACAGAAAAGGAUUUUGCAAUGGCAAAAAAUGCAGAAAAUCAGAAGAAACAAAAAGGGCAGAAAAAAGAAAAUGAAAUUAAAAAGAGGAGAAAGGGGAGAAAAUCGAAGACACAAAAAUUAGUGAAUGGAGAAAAUGUAGCUAAAAAGGUAAAUAUGGAGAAGAAUGGGAAGAAGCAAAAUGUAGAGAACGUUAAAGUGGAUUUUAAAAAGACGAGAAUUGAGGUAAAAGCGAAGAAGCAAAGAGGAGAGAGAGAAGAAAAUGGAAUGACAAGGGUCAAAAAUGGAAAAAAGGCAUUGGAACAAAAAGGCAAGAACGAAGAAAAUGUGGUUAAUAAGGGAAAUAUGGAGAAGAAAGGGAAUAAUAAAAAAGCAGAAAACGGAGGAAAGGAUUUUAUAAAAAAUGGAAAUAUUGAUGGAGGAAAUAUUGAAAGGAAGAAAAUAAAACAAGGAAGCGAAAUAAAAAACAUUGAUCAUCGUAGGUCCAGUCUGAAAGAAAAAAGGAUUGAUACAAAUGAAAAGGAGGAUAAGAUUUUCGCUAAUAAGACAAGGCCAGAUUCAUCCGAGGUCCUCUCGACGGAGCGUACUUGACCGGACGGAAUCCUUUUUUAAAUUCUUCUUUAUAUUCAAAUUGGCCAAAAUACAUCCAAGCUCUCCUCGCAAAGAAAAAGGACGAAAUAAAAAAAGCAAGAAAGCAGUGUUAACAUCAAUGUACGAACUUGAAAAAACCAAAUAAAUAUAAAUAAAAAAUUA
Molecule: messenger RNA, 4590 nt
Organism: Neocloeon triangulifer
Lineage: Eukaryota; Metazoa; Arthropoda; Insecta; Ephemeroptera; Baetidae
Exons: 8
Coding region: 1-4428 (1475 amino acids)
Source: RefSeq, a predicted model, not a curated record